Messenger RNA from Oncorhynchus gorbuscha (pink salmon), 2436 nucleotides. Its product is annotated as ras association domain-containing protein 1-like. NCBI's taxonomy places the organism in Eukaryota, Metazoa, Chordata, Actinopteri, Salmoniformes, Salmonidae. The transcript is spliced from 5 exons. The coding region runs from base 536 to 1375 and encodes 279 amino acids. The record is from RefSeq and is a predicted model, not a curated record. Gene Ontology annotation, biological process: Ras protein signal transduction. Gene Ontology annotation, cellular component: nucleus; microtubule cytoskeleton.
CAUUUUAGCUAACCCUAUAACCCAACCCUUUUUCCAACCUUAACCUAAUUAUCCUAACAUGCUGCGUAAAUUAUCAGAAUCUGCUGCGUAAAUUGUCCUAGCCUGCUACGAAAAGUGAAUUUUGACAAAGACUGUAUCCCGUCUAGUCAAAACCAGGAGAGCGAUGGAAAAGCGGGGGCUGGUCCAUCAUCCAGUUCUCAGCUAGUUGUGAGAAGCCGAAACGUGGCCAGAUUGAACAGGAAACCGACAGAAACGCUCUUUAGAACAACAUUGUCGAAGUUUACAGAGAUAUACCUACUAUACCAGCAGUCCUUAUUACUUUACACUCUAUCUGUUUUAACGUUUCUGUAGUUACACGUUUAUUACAGUGGUAUACUACAAUUUGUAGAUAUAACUCGUUUUAUUAAACAGGAAACGACACCUAGCAGCGCUCAUAUCCAAGCCGAAUUAGAUUAUUUUUUUAACCGGACACAUCUUGGCGAAUUCUAAACACUACAUCGCUCCAGACGGUUGGUUACAUUGUAACAGUUUGAUAAUGACAGACACGGUCAGCGGUUCGGAUAAAAGCCUGUCCUUCGAGAAGACGUGGGGCAGCUCCACCAGCAGCGGAUACUGCAGUGGGGACUCCGAUUCAGAGUUCGAGCAGUACUUCACUGCUCGCACAUCAUUCCUUCACAAACCCAAGAAGGAGAAGGAUGAACAGGUUGAAUCGGGGAAGCAGCAGGAUCUGUCAGUCACAGAGAUCCAGCAGAAGGUGAAGGAGUACAAUGCUCAAAUCAACAGCAACUUGUUCAUGAACCUGAACAAAGAUGGCUCCUACACUGGCUUCAUAAAGGUCCAGUUCAAGCUGCUACGACCCGUGUCAGUUCCCCCACCAAGAAAGGGUACUGCAACACAGGUUGGUGCGGGCAAGAAGACUGGGGGAGUUAAGCGUCGCACCUCUUUUUACCUGCCCAAGGAUACGUCCAAACACCUACAUAUCAGCUCCCGCACAUGUGCUCGUGAGGUCAUCGAAGCCUUGUUGAAGAAGUUCACCGUGGUGGACAACCCUGGAAAGUUUGCUUUGUUUGAGAGCACAAAGCGCCAUGACCAAGUAUUCCUGCGCAAGCUGUCUGACGACGAGAGUCCACUCCACCUGCGUCUGUGUGCUGGACCCAAUGACAAAGCCCUCAGUUUGGUGUUAAAAGAGAAUGAGACUGGAGAGGUCAACUGGGAUGCCUUUUCUAUGCCAGAGCUCAAGAACUUUGUUCGCAUGUUACAACGUGAGGAGGAGGAGCAUGUCAAGCAAAUAGUGCAGCGCUACGCACUAGCCCGCACCAGGAUGCAGGAGGCCCAAGCUGCUAGUCCCACCCCUGGUGGUUCCACCCCUGGCUGAGAAACCGCUUCCCUACGGGACUACCUGCACCUCUGACUGACAAUCAUCAGAAGAUGACCAGUCACUGCAUCCAAAGAUCCCAGAGAACACAACUCGACACCUCCCUCAAAGGAGGAGAAUGAAAGAGCGAAUGAGAGCGAGCGGGCGCAUGAGAGCGAGCGGGCAAGCGCGUGUGAGUGUGAGAGAAUCAGAAGUGCCAUACAACUGGAGAGAGUCUGUUGUGCCUGAGAGAGAAUGAGAGUUGAGAGAGAGAGAGUAUGUGAAACUGUGGCUGAUGAGAGACUGGCUUUGUCCAGUACUUCCUCUCAUUGUGGAGGUGCCAUUUGACUAUCCUGGGUAAGCUACCCGACUCGUAAUGUUCAUCACCUGUUAUUCUUGCUGGCAGCAGGGUCCAUCAUUUAUAGCUUUUGGGUAACAAAUCAAAAACGCCUGUUUCUCUCCCUUACUGCCAAGCAAUAGAAGGGAAGCCAACCUAUUAGCUCAGACAAAUGUUGAACAAAUUCAGAUACCGUCUGGUUCAGUAUCUCCAGGCCUUAAUGCUAGUCAGAAUAAUAAGUGAUGGACAUUAUGGGCCAGGUAAUCCAGGUUUCCAUUUGCCCCCAAUGCCUUCCAUAUACCUCCUGCACAUCCAUACUAUGAUGGAUGUUACUCUUUUUUGCUUUCCCUUUAUGAGGCUGAGUGGGAGUGCCCCGUGUGUUGGGAGCACUGUGAUUGUCAAUUGAGAGGACAAUCCCCAGGUCGAUUUAAUUGAUAGGGGAAUUGUCCUGAAACUUUGAACAGGAAGCUGUUGCUUUUUAUAGAAUGUUCGUAUGUUUGUAUUGUCUAUAUUUGUAUGUUCUUUGUGAUGUUCUAAAACUCUGUUAAAACAACAAAAUAAUAGAACUGAGAAUCUGUUUCAUAUUAUCAGCAUAUGUCUAUAUCUCUUGCAAUAAUAAUUUGACUGUCCUUGACUAUCCCCUUUUCAAUUUCAACAUUUUUAUGUUACAUCUGUCCAGUGUCAAAUAUUUGUUGAAAUAAUAAUAGAUUUGCACUGUUCACAUUAAACAAGUUCCUUCACAAAA